Messenger RNA from Plasmopara halstedii, 969 nucleotides. RefSeq names its product translation initiation factor eif-2b subunit. The transcript has a single exon. The record is from RefSeq and is a predicted model, not a curated record. Gene Ontology annotation, biological process: cytoplasmic translational initiation; biosynthetic process. Gene Ontology annotation, cellular component: eukaryotic translation initiation factor 2B complex; guanyl-nucleotide exchange factor complex. Lineage: Eukaryota; Oomycota; Peronosporomycetes; Peronosporales; Peronosporaceae. Gene Ontology annotation, molecular function: guanyl-nucleotide exchange factor activity; translation initiation factor activity. Bases 1 to 969 code for a protein of 322 amino acids.
AUGGCCGAGUUCCAAGCCAUUAUCUUGGCUGGCGGUCGCGGCAUCCGCCUAUACCCUUUAACCGAGGAAACACCCAAGGCCCUCCUACCAGCAAAUGGAAAGCCGCUACUUUGGUAUCAACUCAAUCUUCUAGAGACAUCAGGAUUUACUGAGGUGCUUGUGCUUACGUUACCUGACUUGGUACCCCCAAUCCAAGACUAUGUGACCCGCGAAUUCGACGGUAAAAUUCACGUAGAAAUUUGCGAAGUCACGGAGAACACAGAAACGGCGGAUGCACUUCGAGAGGUAGCUGAUAGAAUUAAGCGCGACUUCAUUGUGCUUGCCGGAGAUCUGGUUACAGACGUGGUGCUGCACAAUAUGGCAGAUUUCCAUCGCAUAAACGACGCCAGCGUCACUAUGCUGCUGCGCCAAGAAGUGAGUACUCGUAAGACAAAAGGAGAAAAAUCACGUCGCGAUAAAGAUAUGACAGAUUGUUUUGCGCUCGUUGAGGGCCAGCGGGACGAGGAGAACCGUGUUGUAGUAGCUUCGCAGGCCGUGCACAUGAAUGAAGACCUUUACGUGGCAAAGAGUCUACUUAAGCGUCGUAGCAAUUUUGUGCUACACACGGAUUUGUACGACGGUCAUUUUUACUUCUUCUCACAUUGGGUGCUCGAUCUUUUACAAGAGAAAAAGUAUAUUUCAAGUAUCAAGGUCGACUUAGUUCCCCACCUCGUUCGUCGUCAAUUCCGAGGAAAAGAAGCAUUACCAUCAAAUGUGAGGGAGAAGGCGGCUAGUAAACAGGAGCUUGCGGCAUCACUGUCGCUUUCAAAAGAGAAACAUGACCCUGAGGAUUUAGUGCGCUGUUUCGCUUACGUCCUGCCACCGAAUGCCUACUGCGAACGUGCAGACACUAUUCCAGCGUACCGAGCUAUGAACGAGGAAGUUGGUUCGCGAUUGCGUAUCAAGCGUUCAGGAUCAAUUUCAAAUUAA